AUGGUCAAUGAAAGAGGAUGGGGAGUACGAGGAGGGAGGGGAGGGCACCUGAGCAUUGGCCUGGAGCACGUUGGGGGAGCCAUCAGGGGCGACGAGGAGGAUGGGCUGCUGGAGGAGAUCCGCGUUGCCUGCAUGCAGGUGUGGAGGCAGACAUACGUGACGGGGCGAGGAGGGAGCAGAGAACAAGAGGAUGGAGGCAUGGAUGGAGGCAUGGAUGGAGGCAUGGAUGGAGGCAUGGAUGGAGGCAUGGAUGGAGGCAUGGAUGGAGGCAUGGAUGGAGGCAUGGAUGGAGGCAUGGAUGGAGACAUGGAUGGAGGCAUGGAUGGAGGCAUGGAUGGAGGCAUGGAUGGAGGCAUGGAUGGAGGCAUGGAUGGAGGCAUGGAUGGAGGCAUGGAUGAAGGAAUGGAUGGAGGCAUGGAUGGAGGCAUGGAUGGAGGCAUGGAUGGAGGAAUGGAUGGAGGAUUGGCUGGAGGUUUGCAUGACGCGGCGGUGGGGGUUGUGGGGCGACGCCAGGUGUGCUGCCAGCAGAGACAGCUGGAAACCGUUCAGCCAAUCAGCAGGUGCCAUGUGGCACUUGGUGCCGUACCGCUGGCGAGCCCAGACCUGCCGGGUGAUAGGUGA
This is a messenger RNA of Closterium sp. NIES-65, 621 nucleotides long. The record is from the annotation of a GenBank genome assembly. NCBI's taxonomy places the organism in Eukaryota, Viridiplantae, Streptophyta, Zygnematophyceae, Desmidiales, Closteriaceae.